This is a messenger RNA of Trichoderma harzianum CBS 226.95, 352 nucleotides long. RefSeq lists its product as hypothetical. The coding region runs from base 91 to 303 and encodes 70 amino acids. The transcript has a single exon. NCBI's taxonomy places the organism in Eukaryota, Fungi, Ascomycota, Sordariomycetes, Hypocreales, Hypocreaceae. The record is from RefSeq and is a predicted model, not a curated record.
GAUUGCUCCACUAUCCAUUCUUACGCUCAUCAUGCCUAUCAAAACGAGUCUCCAGUGCUAUGCAAACCAACAGUAUCCCUCUCCAGCGCCAUGCGGCUCAUGACUGCCUCAUUUCUAUUCGAGUGUGUGUCGUUAGUCAUUCGAGUGAUCCAUCACUCAGUAUCCCAGUUUGUACCGAUCCAAGAUAAUACAACACUCCAACACGCAUUUGUACCCUUGGCUCCAAUGCACAAAAGAAGAGAAGAAACGAGAAGUGGAAAACAGAAAGGGGGAGCAAACCAGGCCAGAGCUUCCAACAUCUAGCCAUGAUUGCAUCAGCUCAUAUUACAAUGCGGUAUUAGUAUUUUUCUUU